GGGGCUGGCGAGCGGGCGGGAAGAUGCUGAGCAGGUUGAUGAGCGGCAGCAGCAGGAGCCUGGAGCGCGAGUACAGCUGCACGGUGCGGCUGCUGGACGACAGCGAGUACACCUGCACCAUCCAGAGAGAUGCCAAGGGCCAGUACCUGUUUGACCUUCUUUGCCACCACCUGAACCUACUUGAGAAAGACUAUUUUGGGAUCCGCUUUGUGGACCCAGAUAAGCAGCGGCAUUGGUUGGAGUUUACGAAGUCUGUGGUGAAGCAACUGCGGUCCCAGCCUCCAUUUACCAUGUGUUUCCGUGUGAAGUUUUACCCUGCAGACCCGGCUGCCCUGAAAGAAGAAAUAACCAGGUAUUUAGUCUUUCUACAGAUCAAAAGGGAUCUCUACCACGGCCGCCUCCUCUGUAAAACAUCAGAUGCCGCCUUGUUAGCAGCUUAUAUCCUUCAAGCGGAGAUUGGGGAUUAUGACCCAGGGAAACACCCUGAAGGCUACAGCUCCAAGUUCCAGUUUUUCCCUAAACAUUCAGAGAAGCUGGAAAGGAAAAUUGCUGAGAUUCACAAGACGGAACUCAGUGGUCAAACACCAGCAACAUCAGAACUGAACUUUUUAAGAAAAGCACAGACAUUGGAGACAUAUGGAGUGGACCCUCACCCGUGUAAGGAUGUGUCAGGAAACGCUGCCUUUCUGGCCUUCACUCCCUUUGGGUUCGUUGUUCUGCAAGGAAACAAAAGGGUCCACUUCAUUAAGUGGAAUGAAGUGACCAAGCUGAAAUUCGAAGGGAAGACUUUCUAUUUAUAUGUAAGUCAGAAAGAGGAAAAGAAAAUUAUUCUCACAUAUUUUGCUCCAACUCCAGAAGCCUGCAAGCACCUUUGGAAAUGUGGAAUCGAGAACCAAGCCUUCUACAAGCUGGAGAAGUCAAGCCAAGUCCGCACGGUGUCCAGCAGCAACUUAUUCUUUAAAGGGAGCCGGUUCCGAUACAGUGGCCGAGUUGCAAAAGAAGUAAUGGAGUCCAGUGCCAAGAUCAAACGGGAGCCACCGGAAAUACACAGAGCAGGGAUGGUUCCCAGCCGCAGCUGCCCGUCCAUAACCCACGGCCCAAGGCUAAGCAGUGUCCCCAGGACCCGGAGAAGAGCUGUCCACAUCUCAAUCAUGGAAGGCCUUGAGUCCCUGCGGGACAGUGCCCACUCCACCCCCGUGCGCUCCUCCUCCCACGGGGACACCUUCCUGCCUCAUGUGAGGAGCAGUCGGGCAGACAGCAAUGAGCGAGUCGCUGUGAUUGCGGAUGAGGCCUACAGCCCGGCUGACAGCGUGUUACCUACCCCUGUGGCUGAGCACAGCCUGGAGCUGAUGCUGCUGUCCCGGCAGAUCAAUGGGGCCACCUGCAGCAUCGAGGAGGAGAAAGAAUCUGAGGCCAGCACCCCGACUGCUGCAGAUGUGGAGGCCCUUGGGGGAGAGCUGAGGGCCCUGUGCCAGGGGCACGGCGGGCCGGAGGAACAGAGUGGGAAUCUGAAGGGACCACCGCUACAGCAGCAGCAGCAGCAGGGGUAGGGUAAGUCUGUCCCCUUAGAAUAGUUCCUAGUGGGCAUCGCCAUGAGUUUUGUAUAAUGAACUUAUUAGACUUAUGUGAUUUUUUUUUUCCUGAAGAACCUCAAGACCUGUAGUGCUCCAGAGGCAUUAGAUGAAUUCAGUGGUGCAGCACUUAGAUAGGACUGUCAGAAAUGUUGGACAAAGUGUAGUUAACAGAGACCAGAGCUAUGGUACCUGAGAGACUGUUAAGAUUCAGAGAACGGUACUUAUUUUGCACACAACUCCCCCCAAAAGACUAUUUCAAUUUAUAUUUUAACAACAAAAUAUUUUCUUAUCAAUUCAUAUUUUGUUUUUACUUUAUGGAUUAAGAAAAUAGAGCCUGAUGAACUAAAUGAUGCAAGGAAGAAACUGAUCCUGAGAAUGAAAAGCUUCAGAAAAUAGAAUUCCAAGAUCAACAAACAGCCUUGGAAGGGACCAGGAAAAGAAUCUCUUUAAAUAGGAUUUCUAAGAGAUGCCUACAAAAGAAGGUGAAUGUGGCAGAGACCAACACUUAGCUGUAGAAAUACUGCCCCCUAGGGUUCCUCUACAUCAGGACAAUAAAAGCUGUAGGAACAUACUUGCCAUCUUUGCUGAGGGAAGCCAUGGAAGCGCACAGAAUGACAGCAUGUGAAGAGUGAGCGUGGGGUCCGAGGCCUGAGUUCUGCAAGUCUUACAACCAAUCACACACAAUAGCUUGUUUUCAUCUCAGGGAGAGAUUGCUAAGUCAUCUGAGGCAUAGGACUUAUGUAAGAACUGUCAGUGGAUGUAUUCCUGGGACCCACACAAAAGUGGAGCAGCCACUGACACCUAUGAUGCUGGGCAGCCCCCAAUGCAGAACAAGAUGAGUCACUUGUGAUUUUCUCUCCCCAGCUUAUCCCCUAAGAUGCCAGAACCAUAUCCACGUUUAGAACAUAGCAGCUGUGGAAUAAAUGUUUUUCUUUUGGGGGGUGGGGGGCUGGAGUGGGGAGUGUUGCAUAAUUUUAAAUGCACUUUCAUCUAGACUAGGGGUCAGCAAACUUCUCUAAAGUGCCAGGUCAUAAAUAUCUUCAUUUUGAUUUUAUGGGCCAUACUCUGUCAACUACUCAACUCUGUCAUCCUAGCACAAAGGUAAUAAAAUAGAGUAUGGCUAUGUUCCAAUAAAAACAUUUAUAAAAACAGUGAGCUGAAUUUGGCCAUAAUAAACCAAACCCCAUCUAGUCAAUAAUAAAACUGCUCCUUAUAGUAUAUUGGCAAAGAGAAGGUCAGCUCUGCCCCAAUUCCUGACAUGGGUUAAAGAUCUAGGACCACUUCCCAGUGGAGGCACUGGGGUUGUUUGAAAGUGCUCGAACAACCAAGCAGCAAAGAGCUGUAUAAUGCCUAGAGCAGCAAGAUCAAGUACUGCAAUACUAAAAUCAUGGCCAGAACCUAAGAAUGGAAAAAGGUCUAUCUGAUCAUUUCCAUACCAGCAACAAUAUGGGCAGAACUGCAAACAUCUACUUACCACGUGACAAGACAAACUGAGGGAGAUCCUAGGAAGAUUAGGGAUCACUUUGAACCAACUAGUCACUGCCACUUGUCAUCUCUACAAGAAGGACUUUAACACAGGACUGCAGUGAAAGGUACUCUUAGAGAUGAAAAGGUUGUUAGGAAACAGAGGGCUGGUUUUAACCAGGAUAUGUACUACCUUAUGCAACAUAGCAGAUUACCUUUAGUGUAGUGUUCCUACCUCAGUCUGUAGAACAUGGUGUUUCUAUGCAGUAAGUGAUAGCCCUGACUCUGACCUUUCAUAGUCACAUUAAAGAAAGAUGCAGUGUUCCGUUUCCCAUAAAUUGUGUCUAGAGUCCUAACAGUACAAUAGUUCAUACCACUCCCAACAGCUAGAUUUUGCUCUCUGAAUAAAACUUUCAGUUGUUUUCUUCCAGGGUUUUCUCAAAAAAUACAAAAGAUUUCCUUCAAUUUACUUUCAAAUAGUUCCAGAAUAACAAAUCUCCUUUGUUGGCGACCAAUCUUUUUUGGUAUCUGCCUAUCAUUAAAAAUUGUUAACGUUUUUAACCUGGUUUCGCUGUGUUCUACUGUUGUCUUCCAUUUUCUCUUAGUUAGAUCUCGUUGUAGAAAAAGCAAUGAUUUACAUAGCUUCAUCUUUCAAAGGAAAUAAAUUCUUACUAAAGAAUAGUGUACUGCAUCUUUAAGCAGUAGAGGGUAAACUACCUGCAAAUGUGAAUUUUCUUAGUUUCAUUUAAAAAUACAUAGUUGUUAACCUUUUGUUUGCCAAAAAUUUUAAGUUACAUUUUCCUUCAAAGCAAUGUACCUUUUUCUACAUAUGCAGUAUGUAGUUAGCAUAAAAUCAUUGGUGCCAUGAAAAUUAUUUUUGAACUUAAAUAAAUAUUUAA
This is a messenger RNA of Talpa occidentalis (Iberian mole), 3937 nucleotides long. It is a transcript of the gene FRMD5, whose product is annotated as FERM domain containing 5. Gene Ontology annotation, cellular component: cytoskeleton. The record is from RefSeq and is a predicted model, not a curated record. The transcript has 15 exons. The coding region runs from base 24 to 1550 and encodes 508 amino acids. Lineage: Eukaryota; Metazoa; Chordata; Mammalia; Eulipotyphla; Talpidae. Gene Ontology annotation, molecular function: cytoskeletal protein binding.